AUGCAAGAAUUUGAAGCCUGGAGAGUGAAAGAUCUGGAAAGUCGCAAUAAAAGGGAGAAGGAGUGGUACUCCAUGCGAGAAGCUGCCAAGAUUGAGGCGAAACAGAAAGCUCUUGAGAGAGAGCAACAGCUGGAAAGAAGGAAAGCAAAGAAGAAGGCCAAAGAGAAAGAAGAAGCAAAGAAAAAGAAAGAAGAGAAGCAAGCCAAAAAGGAGAAGAAAGACCUAGAAGAGUUGGAGAGGCGCGCAAAGAUUGCAGAAGCUGCUGCCGCUCGAAGAGAGCGAGGUAAACCCAACGAUGCUGAAGCCGAGUUGGCAAAGCUCAUCAAGGAGGCAAAGCAGGGGUUGGAGAAGCCGGAGGAAGCUUCCACUGAAGCUGAGCCCAGUGGGGUCCCAGCGAAAGCGCCUGCGGAGUCAAAAUCCUUGGAAAACGGCAUCAUCGUCUUAGACGACGAGUGA
Cladocopium goreaui is the source of this 456-nucleotide messenger RNA. The record is from the annotation of a GenBank genome assembly. NCBI's taxonomy places the organism in Eukaryota, Dinophyceae, Suessiales, Symbiodiniaceae.